Daldinia vernicosa is the source of this 3374-nucleotide messenger RNA. RefSeq lists its product as uncharacterized. Lineage: Eukaryota; Fungi; Ascomycota; Sordariomycetes; Xylariales; Hypoxylaceae. The transcript has 2 exons. Bases 1 to 3312 code for a protein of 1103 amino acids. The record is from RefSeq and is a predicted model, not a curated record.
AUGGAUGUUAUAUCUCAAUACCAUGGGAGCUUGAUAGCUUUCGAAGGGCCUCAAGAUGCCAUAUCAACCCAGCUCCGACUGCUUCCGAGCUCACCUAAUAUCUUGAUCAUACCACCACUCCAACAGUUCAUGAAGGAAAAGGACCCGGAUACACCCUUCCAUGCCCAGUCGCAUAUUCUAGCGGUACACAACGCAUGUAGUGACAGAGCCGAAGUAGCACGGUCGUUCUUACAAAACUCUACACCAAGGAAUAAGCGACUAGUAUUCAUGAACGGGGGUACGGCGAGUGCCCAGAUGGAAUGUGUUUCCGACAUCAGCAAGCACUUGACAGGCGGGGAUUUUGCUAAAGCUGAACGUAUCUUCAACAGGCUUGUUAGAAACGGGGCUUCAGGAUUACAGAGUCGUUAUACAACCAACGUAGAUUUGGAGACGUCACAAAUCAUCCCUGCCAGGCCACAGCCGACAGACCAAGAUGGAGAGAUAGCCAGCGAUCCGGCAUCCGAGGCUAUGAGAGCUGCUGAUGCCCUUGACCUCCAGACUGCCUCCUUGCAACCCAAUAAUGAGAUUGAUCUUACGAAUGCGACUCGGUCCCGAAGUACGAGCGUACCAACCUAUCGGGUGGUCGACGACUUCCAGAACGCAACCCCUUUCUACGUCUUCGGGGCUCGCAAAUGGCAGGGGAGGAAUACGCGAAACUCGGAUCCCCCUCAGACUCCUCAUCGCAGUCAUACUGCCACGGACUCACGAAGGACUACGCAGCGAGCCCUGGAGCCGGCCGGGCCGCAGACUGAUGAGCUAAACAACCAAUCAAGAUCUCCAGGUAGUCCGCAAUCUUUCAAGCUUGAGUCGAUCCCCAACACACCAUCAAUAUGUGAAGCAUUUGCCGUCCAAGUUCGGCCUUCUGCCACGACCACUUCCUGUAAGAAGAUUAAGCCUGUUGAUCGGAUCUGCUCCAGCGCCAUACGCAACCAAGACAUACUACGCAGUUUUCCGGAGCCGCCCCGGUCGAGGCCGCAAAGCCUGGAUGUAAGCCCGGGGGUCCGCCAGGACAAGUUAGCGCUCCGAUCCAAGUUCACGACCGAAAUCCCUAGGCCUACUUUCAGCACACCGAAUAGGUCUAUAGUCAGACGUAACCCUCCCUCUCCUCUCAGGAUUCAGAAAGUACCGCUGCGGCCGGCGACUUACGUCGAUCGCGGUACAAAUCCAAGGAAUAAUAGCUAUGUGGAUAGGGGUACGGCUACGGACCCAGAACCAGCUAGUGGGAUUUCUAAGUCCGAUACGAGGGGUUCUAUAUUUCUCGAUAUCGAAACUCCUGCCGAAGCCGACCCCCAUGAGACUUACGAGCCAAUUUUGCCCAUGGUCGAAAACCUAGUGAUAUUCUUCAAAUCCGAGAAGAACGAUCCUCGGCUGGAGGCAACGAUCCAAUCUUUCCGAGAGGGCAGAUACCCUAUAUCUAGGUCGCCGCCAGAACCUGAAGCAGAAAGGACUAGUCUUCAAUCAAGCCCUUCGAGCCAACGAGAUCCGGAACCUACGUCCCCUGACGACGAGAGACAUAGCCGUGCCCAACAUGCAGAAGUAGCAGCGGCUUAUCGCAUGGACUCCGACGACUACGACCCCUUCGCAUACGGGAAAUACCCCAAGCCAUCCCGUGCCUGGCAUUUCAAGCCAGACUCGAACAAUCACAGACCUUCCUCCACCCCACCGACACCCGCCCAGACCCCUCCCCCAGCCGUAUCAAAACCAGAGAAACGUUUCCACGACUUCGCAACAACAGGCUGCCGGACAGCAGUGUGCGUGCAGAACUCGCUCCGCUCCAUCCUCAACAUCUACUUCCCGCCCGCCGAGGACGACGCCGGCUACCACCAGUUCAACUUCCCGCUGCUCCCCGAGCUCAGCAGCCUCUGGAAGCCCGUCUUCCGGGAAGCAGCAGCAGACUCGGGCACGGCGGCCGUGCAGCAGAAGCGGAAGCGGAAAGUCGAUCUGAUCCUUGGUAUCGGGGCGCAGAAGGGUGUCGAUAGGGAGUUCCUCGGGGCGAUUAGCGGUUCUUUGGAGAAGCUUGGUACGAAGCCGAACGGCGUUAGUCGGACCGGGAGGUUGGAUUUGAGGUUCCUCAUCGCAAGCGCCAUGCAAGCCUUCACCGCACAACCCCUAGCCAACCAAACUCAAGACAACCCCUUUUCCAACCCUCUCCUCCUAGCCACGCUGAUCAUCCCUCACCUCGAGACAUACAUGGCCGCGCACUCCGCAACGCGCUUCCUCCUCCUCGAGUACCCCCCCGAGCACUUGGCCACCGUCCUAGCCCUCCAGCGCCUAGUCGGCGUCGACCUGCUCAAGGUAGCCGGAAUCCUAUACUCCGAAGACGCCUCGCCCCAGCCGUACCCCGGCUUCAAAGUCCAGCCCCGAACAGCCGCGCACAAGCGCACCGACUCUAGGCCUACGUUCCUGCGCAGCAGCACCACGCGGUCCGGGGCCACGCUUCUCGCCCCGCCGCGCUCCAAGCACCGCGAGACGCCGUCGUUUGCUAAAGCCAAUUUCCUGCUUACGUCCUCGGCGAACGAGUCUGAGAUUGCGACGCUGAUCUCGACGAUUUGGAAGAUCCUGAUCGACAUCUCGGCGUUUUAUAUCCCGGAGGGCAUGGCGUCCCGGGCUUCGAUGCAUGUUGAGCUAGAUGCUAGAAGGGAGUCACAUUCGGGUUCGCAUUCUCGUAGCCAGGGGAAGCCGUUGAUAAAUAUAUCGCAACAGCCCGCUUCGUUAACUAACGCCUCGGCUAUCAUGGGAUUCCGGCGGCAGUGCGUUGGCGAAGAUGAUACUCCGGCGGAAUACAACUCAGGCAUCGUAUACGCCGACACCAGCCCGCCCCCUCCACCACCCAAACACCGCUCAUCUCCAUCAACUCCAACCUCAUCCCUAUCCUCCGCAGGCCCAACCCCUCAAUCAACCCUCCAAGCACCCCUCCCACAGCCCCCUCCACCACCACCACCUCCCCCCUCCUCAACCAAAUCUCCCCAACCCAAACCCGUCAAAUCCACCAAAGGCUCCGUAUCUUCGAUCCGCACAACCUGGACCACCCGCAGCCAGCGGAACAAGCUCCGGAGUAUCCUGGGGCGGGGGGAGCCGGACAGUAACGGCGGCGUACACGAGGAUAAGGAUAACGAUAAGGAUGAGAUACGAGAAUGGGAAUCCUGCUGGGACGACGAGGACGCGCGACUGGCCGCCGAGGCGCGCAAGUACAUGCCGCUGUAUGGGCGGCGGGGCGGGCCGCGCAAGGGAAGUAGUCGGAAGGCGUUGAAGUGGCUCGGAUUAGCUACAUAAGGGGUUUUUCCCUUCUUUGUUCCCUCUUGGCUUGGUGCUGGGAUAGUUUCCUUCGUUCGGUU